AUGGCCAAUAUAGCUGAUUCCAUAAACCCAGACUCCCCAAUUUCCGGGUCCUGGGCUUUGUGGAUGGCCUCCUCCGAAGUUGACCAGAAGGCCCUGGGCAACUUCGCGGCCGUCAUGGGCCUCGAAAACCCCCUGCUCUCGGCAAUGCUAUACAAAAUCCUCGGUGUUUCCGUCAUGCUAUCAAAAAAGCUUCUUAGAGCCCGCAAGCUACGGCGCCUCGACACAACACGUGAAACAAGAUCCCUCCAGCUGUACCAUCACAUCAUAUGGCUCUCUCGCGAAGGCCUACUAAUACUGGAGGGUUACGUCCUUCCCAUGGUAGACAGAUCUGUCGAGCUAAAAGUGCUCUCCUACAAGCUCCGCGCUUCCUUCUACCAUAUUUUCGUUCUAUUCCACAAUCGUCCCGUUUUCACCCCUGACGCGGACAUGCCAACCCGCUCCAAACAUGACUCUAUAUACGGCGCAGACACCCUAACCACCCUCGGCGGCUCAGACUAUAAGUCCAAAGUGGAUAGCGCAGAAAUACCAACAUCCAGACCCCCGGGUCUACCAGUAAUGCAACCAGUUCAGCCACCCCAGCCAGUCUCCACAUUCCUCCUCCCCCCGCUAGACUACACGGCCACAGCAACAGCUUGUUUCAACCACGCAGCAGCCCUCUCCGACAAACUCCUACCAGGCUCACAUCCUCUCCGUUUAUCGGUCAAGCUUGAAUACGCAGCGUAUCUAUACGACUGCCUCCAAGACCCUAUUGCAUGCCGUCGUCUUGCAAAACAGGCCAUCGCAGAUGUCUACAAUGCCCAAGAAGGCAUGGACGACGAGAGCUUCGAAGACGCCGCAGAGAUCGUCAGUGUGCUAGGGAAGAUGGUCAAACGUGGCGGGAAGGCUGGGUCCAGUACCGGCACCGGGAGCAGUGUCUCCCGCGCUGGUCGCUCACGCAGUCGCAGUAGUCUCGCGCCUAGUCAUCUUGACACUAGUGUGCCUACUACCGUGUCGCCAGUGCCGGUCACGAAAUCUACGCCGGUUUCUGGGGCCCAGGUUGGGGUUAGCCGUCCGGCUGUUCCUGAUGCUUCUAUGAUGAAUCCCAUUUAA
Penicillium griseofulvum is the source of this 1089-nucleotide messenger RNA. RefSeq names its product protein erg27 (gene erg27). Gene Ontology annotation, cellular component: cytoplasm. The transcript has a single exon. Gene Ontology annotation, biological process: signal transduction. Lineage: Eukaryota; Fungi; Ascomycota; Eurotiomycetes; Eurotiales; Aspergillaceae. The record is from RefSeq and is a predicted model, not a curated record. Bases 1 to 1089 code for a protein of 362 amino acids.